UUGAUCGGGUAACUAUAUCCUUCUGUGUGUCGUCGUAAUACAACAAGGAAAAAGAGAUGGAGGAUUGGUUGGGCGACGAGGCAGCAAAUGCAUAUCUUGCGAUUCCGAAUUUUCCACCACAUAUAGCAAAAUAUGUUCUGAGUCGUCUCAAAAAAAUUGAAGGAAAUGAAAAAACGAAAAAGUUCAAUUUUGUCAUGGAUGCCGGUUGUGGUAAUGGGAUAUCUUUGAUAGACUAUUUACCCUAUUUUGAUAAAGCGGUUGGAUUUGAUGCAAGUCAAGAUCAAAUUGAUAGAGCAAAAGAAAGGAUAAAAUCUGACGCAGUAACUUUUCUUGUUGGACGAGAGGACGCAUUGCCUGCACCAGAUAACUCUGUGGAUCUGUUGCUGAGCGUUGGAGCUUUACAUUACAUGAAACUGACAUCAUUUUUGGGUGAAUGUGAGAGAAUUUUAAAAAAUACCGGAAUGUGUACCAUUUAUUACCGUACAUUUUCUAAACUGCUUGUACAUUAUCCGAUGAAGGACAAAUCACAACUUGCAGACGGAUCUCAAUUUCUUCUCGAUUAUCGAAACAAAUUACACGAGUAUUUCAAGGAGAUCCACCACCCCACAGCGGAAUCGUUUAAUCGAUAUCAGAACAUUUAUGAUCAAAUUACAGGUUUUCGUAAAGAGAGAACUGACGAUGUUACAGUUGAUUACGAUAUGACACUGGAGGAAUUGAAAAGCUUCUUCUGCUGUAUUCCAACAUACAGAAAAUAUAACAAAUUAUUUGAUGAAAAAUCAAAUCCAGUAGACACGAUGGGAGAAAACUUGAAGAAACUUGUAAAUGCUGAUGAUAUCAAAGAUGAGGAUUUGAAAUUGCGUUUCACAGUGUCAAUGUUUUUCAUAUUUUUAUAUAAAGAAAUAUAAUGCAAUUUCCGUAGUACUGUGAUAGCAGAGGUGCACACGCAUUGAAUGCUGUCAUGAACAAAAA
Molecule: messenger RNA, 969 nt
Organism: Styela clava
Lineage: Eukaryota; Metazoa; Chordata; Ascidiacea; Stolidobranchia; Styelidae
Source: RefSeq, a predicted model, not a curated record